UAUAAAAUGUUAGCACGAGUACAGAAAUGCGUAUGAGACAGUACUGAUUUCGAUAUGUAUUUCUAAAUUACAUUGUUACAUUAACGAACCGAUUAAUAAUAGAUUUUUUUUCACACGCUCGUCGUACAUGUUUAAUUAUUGUUUGGAUAUAUAUGUAAGUAAAUUAAAGUAAUUCGGCGCGUGCAUAACCUUACGUUGUCUUAAAAGUUUAUAUAUAAAUAUAAAUGUUGAUCAAAUAUUACCUUGAUAAUUUGCAAGAAGUAUGAUGGAACUUGAAGAAGUCAAUUGCGAGACUUUGAGAGUAAGUGAUCUACGAAAAUUAAUAUCGGAUAGAUUGAAAAAUUCUGAUGAUGAAUAUGGAUCGUCUGUACAUAUACAAGAUUACGAUACAACCAAUAAUUCUUUGGGAGGAUUUUUAAAUGGAACGACAUACGCAUGGAUGAGCAAUGAUUGCCAUUUAAUAGUUUUUAAUGUUAAAUUUGGAGAAAACAUUAAUUGUUGCUGGACAUUUAGUGAAAGGAUUACAUGUGUAUCUGAAUUUCCUACACAACCAGGACACCUACCAUUACUUUUGGUUGGCUUAGACAAUGGUGCAAACAAAAUGAAAGAUUCAUCCGGAUUAUUAUGCAUAUUCGAUUGCAAUACGUCACGUGUAUUAAGAGCUAUACGAACACCUACUGGGAUUGAACGAGUUUGUGUCGUAUCAGGUGGCACCGAAUGGGAAGAAUUAAAUGAUAAAAGAACGGAUAAUAUUUUUUGUAAUAUGGAUGGCAUAGCUUGUGUAGUUUUACGCAAUCUUCAACACAUAAUGAUAGAUUUACAAAGAUCUUCCUGGGAUGAUCCAAAUUCUAAUAAUUGUAUGGAUGAAACAUCACCGGCAGAAUUAGAUUUUUCCUUUGAACAAAAUUGUGAUAGAAAUAAAAGUUUGUCUAGUAAAGAAAAGCAUAUGGCAUAUAAUUUAUUGAAUAAUAAUAUUGAAAAAUAUAUUGGUUUUAACAGAAUAGAAUUUGAAUCAUAUCCAUUGAUGCAAGAAGAAUUAACAUCUAUGAUUAUUUAUUCUGCAAAAAUUGGAUGUAUAAUAUCUGGAUGUUUGGGAAGAAUAAUGAUUUGGCAAAAGAAUGGUUCUAUAGCAUGGAUUAGUCGACCACUCGAUGAAAACAUGACUAUAACUCAUUUGUCAUUAUUAGAACCUACGGAUGACCCUAGACCAUUUUAUUAUUUAUGGGUUGUAUAUGAAGAUGAAACUUUAAAAAUGCCACCGAUUCUUCGAAUGUAUGCUCUCCUCUUCGAACGUAAAUAUUGUGAAAAAGGUACAAACCUUUAUUUCAACUUGGAAACAGAACCUUGUCUUAGGUUUGAAUUUGAAUUAGAAAAAGAAGAUAAGAUUAUUAGUUUAUCACCUAUUGAAAGAGAAGUUAAUCCAGAUCAAGCAGAUUCUAAUAUAAAACGAGGUGAAGACAAUUUGUUGCUUAUUGCUUCAAACGAUAGAUUACUAUUAUUUGAUCUAAAUCAGUGGUACAAAGAACAAAUGCCUCAAACUAUUUAUGAUUGUAAAAAUCCAAACAGUAUAUUAUCAAUGUAUUGUACAAGAUUUCAAGCACAAUGUGCAGGCGAUAAACUACUUAGCACGAGUUACAUACCUUCUACAUUACGAGAAUUUCCAAAUAAUAGACCAUGUCCAACGGAAGAAUUAUAUUAUCCAAAUUCUUUAUCAUUUGAAUGGGCAGAACUUAGUACGAUGAGAUUAAUGACUUGGUUGACACGCGGUAUUCAGACGGAACUUUUACGUAAGAUGGCAAUUACAGGACCUGUCAUAUUGUUACAACCUAAGGAAUUAUUUCAUAAGUGCCUUUCUGUUGGGCUGGUGCCAUUUAAUACAGAACUUUCAUUUAUUAACGACGAAAAUUCACAAAGAGAAGUAUUACUUUCUCUAUGUCUUGAACAACGUUGGACUUCAUUUUUAGUCAAAUGUGCAAUGGAAUGGUCCGAUGGUAGUGCCUCGUUUCUUUACCCAUCAUUUAUAAAAUGGGGUGUUCAACGUGCAUCGUCUAUCAAAAUAAUGGCAGAUCGUCUUUGCAUUCCAUUAUUUGAUCAAUCGGAUAGUAGCAUUGGCGAAGCAGAAAUGAAAACUUUACGAUUUUGUUCUCAACAAUUAGAAUGCUUGUCAAAUGUUGUUGGAAAAUUGACACUUGAAACGGAUGAUAUGAUAAAACAAAGAAGAGCACUAAGACGUGUAUCCAUUUAUCUUCAGGUAUUACUUUGGUUUUAUGACGUCGGUUUAUUACCAGAAAUACAAGAUUUAGAUGAGGAAAGACAAUUACCACUUUCAUUAUCAUUUCGAAUUCCUUAUCCUUAUGAAAAAUUGAUGUCAAUUUAUAAUGAAAAAAGAGAUGCAAUUAAAAAUAAUACAAAUUAUGUACAGGAACAUGAAGGAUUGUUUAUUGAUAUGUUAAUUAAUAAGGAAUGUCCUAUUUUAAAAUCACAAUGGGAAAGAGAGAGUGGAGAUGUAAAUGUCAGUGGUUAUUAUCCUCCUCCAUCAUUGCAAUCGUUAUUAAGAAGUUAUCUCACCGAUUGUUAUCAAGCAGAGAUAAAUGAAACUGAAUGUAAACAUCAAAUUGUGAUAUAUCUUUUAAUGGAUUUGGUUAUGCUUUUGCACGAAUCUUAUCCUGGAGUAGAUCAAUUGAUAAAGUAUCCUUCAGCAUUUAAAAUGAGUCCAAGUUUAAUUAAAUUAACACAAGCAUUUUGGUUACUCGAUCAUGAUGAUUAUAAAGGAUUUUUGAAUAUGAUGACGGGACAAUUGGUUUCUGAUUCUGAUGUUAAAAGUUGGCAUCACGAACAUAUAUUACGUACAUUGGUAAGAAAUGAUCAACAAAAAUUAGCUUUAAUGUAUUUGAGAAUUAGAAAGCCACCUAUAUUAUCAACCAGUGAUCAAAGUGCAAUAGUAAAUUUAUCUGUUCAACAUGGCUUAGUUCAAUCAGCCUUUCACUGCAGACCACCGUCACACUAUGCACAAUUAUUAACGUGCUUUUUCGAAGCUUGCAAAUCAUACAAUAAACUUGGCGAUAUCUUACACCUUGCAUUGGAACCAGAGGAAGAAGAAAUUUUUGUCAAAUUUUUACAAGAGAAUAAUAAAUCGGAUGACAUGAAAACGCUUUAUUAUUUACAACGUUGUCGUUAUUCAGAAUUAAAUAAUAAACUUCUCUUAAGUCAAUUUAAAAAUAACGUCCCAAAAAAUAUGCUUUCAACAUCUGCUGCAAUGCUUAAAGCAUAUGAUUCAACGUUGCCAUCAGUAAUAAAACAAUUAUCUAGUGGUAUAACUAAAACAACUUUUGAAACAGAUUUAGAAUCUAAAUAUCCUAGACCUAUGUCUCAUUACAAAUGUAUUAAUAAACAACAAAGCAUUUAUGAAACAGUCAUUAAAAAGGCCAAAGAAACAUCAUUCCAAAGUGGCAAAUGUCGAAUACCAUUUAUCACAGCUCCGUGUGCAUCAUUAAAAACCAAUGAGAGUAAUAUAAAUAUAAGCUGUGUCUUAUUUCCAACGGUGGCAUAUAAAAAUCGUAGAAAACGUACUUUGGACGAGAUAUAUGAAAAUGAUAAUAAUGAAUUUUCAGAAGGAACAAAACGUAGAAAAUUAUCGAAUGACGCAGAUACAGCAAAUACUUCAAGUUCUCCUAAUUUAACUGUUACAUUCGAUACACCAUUAGUCAAACGAAAAAGUAAUGUUGAGAAUAAUAAAAAGACUUGUAUAGAGACACCACAUUCAAUCUUAAAAAUACGUCAAUUAAUCCAAAAUUCGACAUCUCCUAAUCUUUCUAUUACACAAUCUGUUGAAACAAAUAUACCUGAUACACCAUUAGAGAAACAAAAGAAAAUCAAUAGACAAAUACGAUUCAGCAUAAAUAGUCCUGUACAGAAUAUUAAUCAUGAAAAUGUAAUUGAAGAACAACCUGAAGAAAUAGAAGAAAAGAUUCCAGAAGAAAUGUCAUUACAAAAAUCAGAUACAUUUGAAAAAGAUACUGAAUUAUUUCAAAGUCCAAAUACUAGUGAUAAACCACACAAUGAAACUACUAAACUUUUAUCGGAUGAUAGUCUUAACGAUAAAAGUAAUUGUUAUCCACGACCAAGACCAAGACUUAGACGAAGUUAUUUAACUGGAAAAAAUACUACAAAUACAACUGCAACCAAUUCAUCCGGUACUUCUUCAAACUUAUUAAAUACAUCAAAAGAUACGCUUACGCAUUCCACAGAAACGAAUAAAAUAUCUUCUACUAGAUUACAUAGUUCAUUAUCAGCUACUAUGUAUUCUACUAUGAUUCUUUCUCCUAGUAGCAGUAUCGAUGAUAAUGCAUCAUUCAAAGAAAUCGAUGAAACUAAUUCAUUAAAUCAAUCAAAUACACCUAAUAUAUCACAUUAUUAUAAAAAUGCUGUUUCAUCUACUCCAUUAGUCAAAAAUAAACCUGUUAAACUCUUAGAUGAUGAUGAUAAUAACGAAGAAUUGACGUUAUUAAAUAAGGAAGAAGAACAACCUAUUGAAUCAUUAAAUAAAAAUGAAAGAAAUAAAAUAUCUAACGAUUAUGAUAGAGAAGAAAUUAAUGAGGAUAGUUGUAACGAAGAAAGUGAACAUGAAUAUAAAAGUUUACCUAAUUCUCCUGAACGAGAAAUUAAUACAGUUGAUUCUAAUGUUAAAAAUGAUUCUAUUGAAAAAAAUAAUAAAUCUAGUAAUGGCCUUCUUUCACCAAAUUUGCCAAGUGUAAUAAAUGAAUUUGAUAUCACCGAUGAUGAGUCAUCAAAUGAUGGUAGCAAAAUAGUAUUAGUUUAUGAACCAUCACCAGAAGAUGAUAACAAAGAUAAUAUUGAUUCAGAAACAGAUCGUCCUACUAAUAUUAAUCCACAAUCUGUAUUACAUUUCUCAGAUGUUUCUAACAUCACUGAAGAUGGAUCAAAUAAUAGUAAUGAUGUCAAAGAAUAUAAUAAUAAAAAAGAUAUUCGAGACAAUGUUACUGUUAGAACAAAUAAAAGAAACUUGAAAAUAGAUAAAAUUAAUGAAUUAAAGAACGUCGAAGAUUCUAGCAAUGAUUCGAUUUCAAAUGAAUUAUCAUCACAACAAGUUAUCUCAACUCGUCGAAAUGUAUCUGAAAUUGAACUACAGAAAGAAAAUAAUAUUACUUCUUGUACAAUUAAAUUGAAUAAAAUAUCAACAGAAAGUAAAGAAGAGACUACUAUAUUAGAAGAAAGUAUUUCUUCAAGGAUGACGACCAGAUCUAAAAGAAUCAAUUCUUCUUCGAAAAUUAAGAAAGAAACUAUUUCUAUAAAAAGUGUAGAUGAAUAUAAAAGUAAAGAAAAGUUAGAUGAUACAGAGAAUAAUACGUUAAUAACUACACCUGUGACACGAAGAACUCGAAGAAGUUCAUCUCUCGCUAAAGAUAUUUUUCCUAUUACUAAAAUUGACAAAGAAUCUGAUGAAACUGUAAAAGAUAAAGAAUUAACUAGGAGAGUUACACGUCGUGCUUCUUCCGUUCAAAAAGAAUUAACGCAUGUUUCAACACCAAUACCAAGGAGAACAAGAUCAACAUCGAUUUCUAAAACGGCUGAUGAGAUUAAUGCAAAUCUCAAUAUGUCGAAAUUAACAGAAAGAAAAUUAUUGAAGAAGGAGGAAAAAGAAGAGAAAGAAGAAGUAGAAAAAGAGAAAGAAAAAGAAAAACCAGUAAGGGGUAGAUUAACUAGAAGUUCGUCCACAUCGUUAAUAACACAAUCUAAUAAUGAACAGGAGGUAUUAACGGAUGUUCAACCAAAACGAAAACGUGGUAAUUCGGUGCCUAAGGAGUCAACAAUAAAAAUAACUCAGAAAGAAAAAUCUAUGACUCCUGACAUUCCAGAAGGAUCAUUAACUCCUACAUUACAAACUAGGAGAAGAAGAAAUUCAAUAUCUAAGAUUGUUGAAGACAUUUCAAGUAGUCCAGCAGCAAACACACGUAGUCGACGUUCGUCGAUUCAACCUAUACCAGAGGAAAUGGAAAUGAUUUUAAAUUCUCCUCAGAAUUUAAAUGAAAGCAAGGAAACUUUAUCUAAUAUUAGAACAAGAAGGGCAACUAGUGUUGAUUCUUCAUCGUUAGAUGUAAAAAGGAGAACUCGUGGUAUUCGUAAGUCAAGUAUCAUGGAAGAUGCAAUUAUAGAAGAAUCAAUGGAAACUGAAAGUCAAAUGGAUUCAAAAGUUACAAAAAAUACUCCAGUCAAAUCUUCCAAAAGAAAAAGAACAUUAUCCUGCAAUUAAAU
Molecule: messenger RNA, 6273 nt
Organism: Polistes dominula (European paper wasp)
Lineage: Eukaryota; Metazoa; Arthropoda; Insecta; Hymenoptera; Vespidae
Gene: Elys
Product: AT hook containing transcription factor 1 homolog
Source: RefSeq, a predicted model, not a curated record